AACCAAAUCUACGAAAGUUCGAUCCGAAGACCUAAAAUCAAACAGAGAAAACGAAAAAGGAAAAAAAAAAAUCAAACAGAGGCGAGGAAAAGAGAAAACGAUGGCGACUCAUCGCCAUCUCAAGCUCUUUGCUCCAUUAUUGCUGUUCUCGUUCUUCGCUAGGGUUUACUCGAACCAAUUCUCAGUGGACGGAACGGUGUUGGAGCUCGACGACAAGAACUUCGAUUCGGCGAUCUCGUCCUUCGACUUCAUCCUCGUUGAUUUCUACGCUCCUUGGUGCGGUCACUGCAAGAAGCUAUCCCCCGAGUUAGAUGUGGCUGCCCCAACUCUAGCUGGGUUGAAAGAACCCAUUGUGAUCGCUAAAGUUAAUGCUGACAAGUAUUCAAAACUUGGUGCCAAAUAUGAAAUCGAUGGGUAUCCUACGCUGAAGCUCUUUAUGCAUGGUGUCCCUGUUGACUAUUAUGGUCCAAGGAAAGCCGAUUUACUUGUUCGAUACUUAAAGAAGUUUGUCGCACCUGACGUUUCUGUUCUUGAGUCAGAUUCUGCUGUUGAUGGUUUUGUCGAAGCAGCUGGCAAACAAUUUCCCAUAUUCAUUGGUUUUGGCCUGGACGAAUCACUUGUUGUUGAAUUUGCCAGAAAAUACAAGAAAAGGGCAUGGUUUUCUAUAGCUAAAGGUUUCUCAGAGGAAGCCAUGGUAACUUAUGAUUUUGACAAGGUUCCUGCAUUGGUAUCUCUCCAUCCCAAAUAUAAUGAACAAAGCGUGUUCUAUGGCCCUUUUGAAGGAGAAUUCUUAGAGGAUUUUAUGAAACAAAAUCAGCUGCCACUAAUUGUACCUAUAAACUUUGAAACCCUCAAGCUAUUGAAUGAUGACAAGAGGAAAAUUGUCGUAACAAUUGUGAAUGACGAUGUUGAUGAGAAGUCAUUGAAACUGAUUAAGACUUUAAGGGCUGCUGCAAACGCCAACCGUGACUUGGUAUUUGGAUAUGUUGGAAUCAAACAGUGGGAAGAAUUUGUCGAUACAUUUGAUGUCAGAAAAGGGUCCCAACUCCCAAAGUUGCUGAUCUGGGAUGGAACUGAAGAAUAUCAUAUUGUUGAAGGUUCAGAGAGCCUCGAUGACGAUGAUGAUGAAGCAUCACAAAUAAGCCGGUUUCUUGAGGGAUACAGAGAAGGGAGAACAAUAAAGAAGAAAGUCGCCGGCCCUUCAGUAAUGGGCUUCAUUAAUUCACUAAUCACCAUCAAAACAGUGUACCUAAUAGUCUUUUUAGUUGCUAUUUUCAUGCUUAUCCAGAAUUUUGCCAAUCGAAUUGAUGACGGCCCUCAACCAAGGGAACGUGAAGCUGAAGUUGAAGAUACAAGUAGAACAACGGCCUCUGAAAGUGAAAGCAGAAACGAAUACAAGCCUGGAGAUAAAGAUGACUGAGUUUUAGUGUUACAACUUGUUUAAAAGCAUUGCACGUUUUGUAAUGAUCUGUUUGUGCGCAGAAAUUUAGGUCUAGCUGGUAUUAUGGGUUGAAUUCAGGAUUAUCUUUUAUAUGUUGUAGAUUAAAUUUUGUAUUUGAGUUCGCUAUCGAAACGUGUGAUGUUGAUAUGUCUGAUAUUUUCUUAUAUUUCAGUGUUUUGCGCAGA
Molecule: messenger RNA, 1626 nt
Organism: Asparagus officinalis (garden asparagus)
Lineage: Eukaryota; Viridiplantae; Streptophyta; Magnoliopsida; Asparagales; Asparagaceae
Product: protein disulfide isomerase-like 5-2
Exons: 5
Coding region: 101-1420 (439 amino acids)
Biological process (GO): protein folding; response to endoplasmic reticulum stress
Cellular component (GO): endoplasmic reticulum
Molecular function (GO): protein disulfide isomerase activity
Source: RefSeq, a predicted model, not a curated record